Molecule: messenger RNA, 468 nt
Organism: Durusdinium trenchii
Lineage: Eukaryota; Dinophyceae; Suessiales; Symbiodiniaceae
Source: the annotation of a GenBank genome assembly
AUGUGCCCCAUUUGUUUGGAGGACUUUAACUUCGAUGGUGGGAAAAGCGGGGACAUGCAGAAGUUGGAGUGCAAGCACUGCUUUCAUGGGGCAUGCAUUGCAGAGUGGCUUCGUGACCAUGAGUCUUGCCCCUUGUGCCGCGCAGAGGUCGAUGUGCAGCUAACAGAGGCGGAUCAGAAGAAGCCCGAGCACUAUCAGAGGCGCUUGCGGUUCUACCUCUCAAGGUUGAGUUCACGUUAUCCGAGCACCUUUCGUUCCUCCCGCACGCCUUUCUACACCUCAAGCAAUGAUCACUACUUUGUGUACGUGCACAGUCCUGGAUGGACGGACUCCUUGUCGGGGCACUUCCACAGCAUCACCACGGCCUCCAGCCACAUGGCCUCUGUGGGCCCAGGCGGUGGUGGCGGUGGUGGUGGCUUCGGCGGGGGCGGCUUCGGCGGCGGUGGCGGCGCGGGCGGCGGAUGGUGA